Lichtheimia ornata is the source of this 1296-nucleotide messenger RNA. RefSeq lists its product as uncharacterized. The transcript is spliced from 4 exons. Gene Ontology annotation, molecular function: hydrolase activity. The coding region runs from base 1 to 1296 and encodes 431 amino acids. NCBI's taxonomy places the organism in Eukaryota, Fungi, Mucoromycota, Mucoromycetes, Mucorales, Lichtheimiaceae. The record is from RefSeq and is a predicted model, not a curated record.
AUGGACAGCAUUCGCAAGAAUUUACGUAAACUUCCUCCAGGAGCAGUCAUCAAGGUCCUUCGUAAAGUCUUUGCUUAUCCUGCUCCUGCUGCACGAAUGAUCCUUAAUGAUAUUACGCGCCCACGCAAAUCGCAUAAACCCUGGAUUCACAAAGUCCCUUGGAAUCAAGCUUGGUCAGGUUGCUGGAUCGGUGAACAAGUCUAUAAGCUCGAUGAAAUUGCUCUCAAACGACGUAUCGAUCAAGCAGACAUUAUUUUCUUCAACGUUCAUGGCGGUGGUUUUCGUUUAGGCACUGCAACAAUGUACAUGGAUACAUACAUUCGUUGGAUCACUUUUCUCAAGAAAAAGUACAAUCUCAAUGUGAUGAUCAUGUCGAUUGAUUACAGAUUGGCACCCGAAUACAAGUAUCCCAGCCCAGUCGAGGAUGUAGUCAAGGCCUAUGAGCAUCUUGUCAAUGAUCUUCAUGUGGAUCCUGCCAAAGUGGUCGUCACUGGUGAUUCGGCUGGUGCAUCCUUGACCUUGGAAAUGUUGUUCUUGACGCACGACCCAAGCAUGUUUGAGAUUGUCACGGAUGAUCCUGAUGAGGAAGCUGCCGAAGGACCCUUGGUAAGCGAGUUGCCGCGACCUGCAGGUGCUGUCUUUGUUUCCCCCAUUGUUACGGAUGAGACGACUUCAGAAUCCUGGCGUGAGAAUACAAAAUACGAUUUCAUUUCACAACACACAGCCAAGGUCAUCAAACGCGACUAUUUUGAAAAGAUGCCAAAGGAUCCUGAUGGUCCUAUGGAACAAUCCCAAGUCCUUGGUAUUGCAAAACUCCAAACAGGUUUCCAGGCCUUCCUCCCCCCACACGUGCUCAUGUAUGUGGGUGACAAAGAGGUGCUACGUGAUGAUUGUUUGGAUUUGGCGGAAAAGGCAGAAAGCGAUGGCGUCAAUUGGCAAACAGUGGUAGAGGAUGCAGUGCAUGAUUGGUUUUGUGUACGUGAGGUGGUCAAAGACAAGGCGAUCUUGGAUCGAGCGGAUAUUGUGUUUGCCGACUUUUGUUAUCGCGCUGUGGUGGUGCCACGAGAAGGACGUCUUUCCAGUUUCAUUAUGGCAAGCAAUCGUACAAGUGAAGGAUUAGAAGCAGUUCCUGAAGGUGAUGAGGAUCAAGUGGGCUCUGAUGAAGAUGAUGACGAGUUUCAUGAAGCACUCUCAACAACCGAUACAGAAUUGGAGGCAACCAUCUUGAAACAAUUGGAUGAACAAAUGCCACCUACACCCAACUCGAGAAGUUCCACCUUGACGGUUUACGUCUAA